This is a messenger RNA of Striga asiatica, 3870 nucleotides long. The record is from the annotation of a GenBank genome assembly. NCBI's taxonomy places the organism in Eukaryota, Viridiplantae, Streptophyta, Magnoliopsida, Lamiales, Orobanchaceae.
AUUUUCCGUGACAGUGUUCCUUCUUCCUCACGAGAACCCCUUUCUCUCUCUCAUCCUCAGAUUAUCUCUCAAUAGAGUGGUGAAUCUCUGGUGAAACAUUUGGUUAUAUUACCAAAUACCAAUCACAUUUUAGUAACAGAUCAACAUAUCAUUUUGUUUGUUUCUCAUUUCUCUCUAACUUUGACGUAUUACUAAUAUUUAAUAAUUAUAUUAUAUAUAUUUUUUUAUUUGCUGUAAAUUUCUUUUCCUCCAUCGGCCGCUGGAGUUUAUCGCUGCUCAGAUCCGAAAUUUUCUCUCCGUCGCUUUUUACAUAUGGUUUUUCACAAAUUUUCCUCUUCUUUUAAAAAAUAAUUUUUUAUUAGAAAGAAAUGUUGGGUAUCGUUGAUUCAAACAAUAUCAACGAUUUACGCAAUCGACAGCAGAGAAUUUAGGAGCAGCCACUGCUAUAGCAAACUUUCACGCUUCAGAUUGAUUGAUCGAUUGAUUGUGUUUAUUGAAGCGCCCCCCCUCCCCUCUCUGUCUCUCUCUCUUUCUCUGAACUCCAGAAAAGAGUUACCUCUAUUUCUUCAUUUCCUUUUUUACUCUACUUUUUCUCGAUUGAAUUGGCUAUCGUAAUUCAAUAUUUUUUUUUCUGGCAAUGUGGGUUGUUACAUGACGGAAAGAUCUGAUUUUGUGAUCUAAUUGGCGUUCAAAUCCGUUUCCAUCAACAGUUCAAUUAGGUUUCCCAAUUUGAUCGUAGCUUCAGGAGAAAAUCUCGGGUGAUCCGUGAUAAAUCCCGGUCGAAUUAAGAAAGUCAAUUCAAAUAACAGCUUUUCAGCUUGAGGCAUACACCUCGCGCAAAAGACAUUGUGCCGCGCACAGGAAUAACGGCGAUUGAGUUUGUCAUAUCAUUAAAAUCCCUGAGAAUGCUGUUAAAUGCUUCAGCUAAAUGCUGCAUGUAUUAGGGAAAAACAAGCUGGUCCUAUGCAUCAGAAACAUCAGGUUCCCUGUUAGGAGAAACAGGUGUCUGAAACUCUCUUUCGGCAUGGGCUGCAUUUGCUCCAAAGGGGAGAAAGAUGAGAACAAGGUCAAGAAAGAGAGAGGCUCCAAAGGAUCCUUCAAAAGAUCCGUUAGGAAGGAAGAUAUUGUGGUCGAGGUUGAUAACGGAGGCAGUGAAGCUACAACAAGGCUUAUAUCAACGGAUAACGCUGAGAAAAGUGCAGGGUCCACCCCAGCCGUGUGGGAGGAGAGUUAUAAGAAGCCAAUGGUUAGUGAGAAACCCAUUGUUGUGUCUCAAAUGGUCGAGAAUGGGACUCAAGGGGGGAAGCCUCAGAUGUGUCGGGUGUUGAGCAUGAGAAAUGGGGUUGACGGGUCACAGGUGGUUGCUGGCUGGCCGUCGUGGCUGACCUCAGUGGCCGGGGAAGCUAUUAAGGGGUGGAUACCUCGGAAAGCGGAUUCUUUCGAGAAAUUGGAUAAGAUUGGUCAGGGAACAUACAGCAGCGUGUAUAGAGCUCGUGACCUUGAAACUGGAAAAAUUGUCGCUUUGAAGAAAGUGCGGUUUGUCAACAUGGACCCUGAAAGCGUCCGUUUCAUGGCCAGGGAAAUCCUUAUCCUACGCAGGCUCGAUCACCCUAAUGUCAUGAAGCUUGAAGGUCUUGUCACUUCUCGGGUUUCAGGGAAUCUUUACCUGGUAUUUGAAUACAUGGAACACGAUCUUGCGGGACUUGCGGCUUCACCAGUAGUUCGAUUGAAUGAAUCUCAGAUAAAGUGCUUCAUGCAACAGCUGCUUCGUGGACUUGAACACUGUCAUAGCCGUGGAGUCCUGCACCGUGAUAUUAAGGGUUCAAAUCUUCUGAUUGAUGAUCAUGGAAAUCUGAAGAUUGGUGAUUUUGGGUUGGCCACCUUUUUCCGGGCCAAUCAAAAGCAGCCCCUUACUAGUCGUGUUGUAACCUUGUGGUAUCGACCUCCCGAGCUUUUACUUGGUGCUACAGAUUAUGGCGUAGCUGUUGAUUUAUGGAGCUCCGGUUGCAUUCUUGCUGAAUUAUUUGCAGGGAAACCAAUCAUGCCCGGAAGAACAGAGCCUUGUAAAUUGUCCAUUGCAAAUGGAGCUGGAAGAGGCAUUGUUGACAAUUCUCCUGGCAUAGUUGAACAACUUCAUAAAAUCUUUAAACUUUGUGGUUCACCCUCAGAAGAAUACUGGAAAAGAUCAAAGCUACUGCAUGCUACAAUUUUUAAGCCUCAGCAUCCGUACAAGAGAUGUGUGGCUGAGACAUUUAAGGAUUUCCCUCCUUCGACUUUAUCACUUCUUGAAUCACUUCUUGCUUUUGAACCAGAGCUUAGAGGAUCAACAACUUCUGCACUUCAUAGUGAGUUCUUCACAACAAAACCUUUACCUUGCGAUCCAUCAUCUCUGCCAAAAUACCCACCUAGCAAAGAGUAUGACGUGAGAGCACGAGAUGAAGAGGCGAGAAGACAGAGUGCAGCUGGUGGAAAGGGAGGCCGAGUCGAAUCAUCCAGAAAAGGCUCCAAAGAGUCCAAAGCAGUCCCAGCACCUGAUGCUAAUGCUGAACUGCCAGCUUCAAUACAGAAAAGAAAAGGGCAAUCGAAUCCCAAGAGUAACAGCGAGAUGUACAACCGCGAGGAGGACAGUGGUUCAGGCUUCCCAAUCGAGCCAUCAAGAGGAUCUUUACAUGAUAAUAGCCACUCGAUGCUCAUGGGUCCAUCUGGAAAUUCACUGGAUUCAGUAAACGAGGAGCAUCGUCUGAAUUCUCAUGGGCUGCUCGACUCCUCAGGAUACCGAGACCUAAAGACCCAGAGAUCUUUCAAACCGCAGGGUACUCGACUGGCUCGGUUCUCCAACUCGGUGGCUGCCCGUGGCAACUCGCAGCUUGAUUUCAGCCGUGACCAGCCCAAUCAUCUGCUGGGAAAAGCAGAGUCCCCGUACAAGAGCAAUGGGCAGGUGCCUAAUCUCAAGGAGGCUAAUGUGGGUUAUGCUUUCAAGAAGACAAGAAUGCACUAUUCUGGGCCGUUGCUGCCUCCAGGUGGAAGUGUGGAGGAAAUGCUGAAAGAGCACGAAAAACAGAUUCAAAUAGCUGUCAGAAAAGCUCGUGAGAAGAGUAAGAGCAGGAAAAGCCUGCUCGAUAAUGGACAGACAGAUUCACUCCUAGGGUAUGUUAAUGGCCGCUGAACUUUGGUGCUGCAUCAAAAUGUAUAUGUCCUCUUUUACCCCUGGAUUAUAUGUUCGCGCUUCGAAUGAGCGCGAGUUGAAGUAUUUCCCCUUUCCAUCUGACAAGCAAAUAACAUCUUACUUCAUGUCCGUUGCUGCUACCUUGAUUUGGAAAAUGAGAAAAAUCUGAAAGUGUUCAAAUGUAAUUUUCUUAGAUGCAUAGAUAAACUAUCCAAGAAUAUGGUGACUAUUGGUUGCGAGGUGAGAGAAGGAAUUUUUUUUGGGCGUGUAAGGUCGAGAACAUGUAUGUACAGUAUGUUGACUGUAAAUCCUUCUUUUAUGUGAAGGUCCAUAAACUUUUUUUGGUAAACUAGACUCUGAAAUUAGAGAGUGCAUCCGGGCAAGAUGUAACAUUGGCAGAAUUAUCGAAAAUAUUAUUAUGUACAGGCUUUUUGCAAGACUUAUAUAUCAGUGUUCAAGUCUGAGAGUGCAUUUGUACAACUCAGUUGAACCACAUUCAAUCCUAAUGAUAUAUAUCUUGCGGGUGUAUAAACCACCUUUUAUAUCAUUACAGACUAAAAAGCAUUAUAGUCCCUUAGGAUAACUAAUAGAAAGCAUGAAUUCUGUUGGCUUUUGGUGCUCUGGUUAAUUGUUGGUUCAAACAAAGGGGGAUGUGUUCUAAAGUAUUUUUAUUCANUGUUCUCUAACCUCUAUCAACAUCAAAA